This is a messenger RNA of Durusdinium trenchii, 603 nucleotides long. The record is from the annotation of a GenBank genome assembly. Lineage: Eukaryota; Dinophyceae; Suessiales; Symbiodiniaceae.
AUGCUGAAGGUGGCGGCCACCGCCCGUUGCGAGUACUUCAAGUCGGUGGAUCGGACUGAUAACUUUCAGUCUUGGUUCUGUCACGAGGAUGACUUUCCGGCGAGCAGCAGCUAUGAAGCCUAUCUGCAGCGGAACAUUGAGAUGCUUGCGGACUUCAGGAUGCGGAAGUCCAACUGCAGCAACGCGACGGCCGCGCACGGCAGCAAGCAGGUGGAGUGCUCCGGGCACCAGCAGCAGGCGGCGGCCAAGGAGAUGGCGUGUGCCCACCUGACGCCAACAGCCAUGCCGAUCGAUUGCAGCUCCUAUUUGGCCAAGAAGCAGGCCUGUGCCAGCUACCUGAACUGCUAUGCUCAGGCGCAGGGCGAGGUCAGCAGCACCAUCUCCACCGCGAAGCAGUUGGCGGACAGUCUCAAGGUUCAGUGGGCCGCUUUGAAGAAGAUCGAGUGUUUGCUGGACGUGAUCUUGGCCGCUGGAGAUCAGGCGGCCAUGCAGGCCUGCGUGGACGCCACGCACGACACGUCCGCGCUGAACAUCAUUGCCCCGGCGAACCCGCCGACGGAGGCCUGUGAUGCGGGCGUUCCGCCCACGGGCUGCCCUGCUUGA